GGUGCAAAGGUAACUCAGAGUGUAUAACGCUGCCCAGAAGAUCAGCAAAGUCAUCUCUCACCCCUUGUCCUCUCUCCCUCUCUUUUCUGCUCAAGCCCAGGCCUGUGUGUAUCUGAGGUACGUUGGCCAGCUCAAACAUCGUCUGUGGAAGCGGACCGAUGAUCACUGGGUGUAAUGGAGGACACUCAGAGCUCAGAGCAAAGCCCGGCCAGGAAACCAGUGAUCGCUCGCUACCCAUUACACCAACAACCUCCCUGGAUAUUUAGUGCCUUGUUUGCAGUGCAGGCCUGGGUCGCCAGACUUCAAUGCCACAGAUCUAGCAUUCAGCAGACGAUGUACCUCCUGGUUCAUCCACAGCUGUUGGUUUGGGAAUGUACGCAUUUGCUGACACAGGCAGCCCUUCUCCAGAUAGUUCAUUGGCUACUGAUCGAAGCUCUUCCAGCCAAUCAGAGGGCACGGCAGCACGGCUACCAGUUUAUGGCGACCAGCCUCUUCUCCACUGGCGUUUGCACACUGUUACAAACCACACUGGGCAACAGAUUGCCGCUGGUCCAGGCUCCAUCUUUUGAAUACUUAAUCCCUGCUAUGAUUCUUAUUUCGCACCCCAUGGAAGCCAGCGUCACUCAUUAUAACGGUACGGACCUGGUGUUCUCAUGUCCUGGAACACAGUGCCCUGAGACAGAAUUCGGUCUGCAGACAUGGAGAAGUGCCCUCAGUGAGGUACGAGGAGCGGUGGUUGUAUCGGGAAUAGUCCAAGUCCUGCUGGGACUGUCAGGCAUCCAGGGUCUAUUCACCCAGCGCUGUGGUCCAAUGGUGCUAGCGCCCAUGCUCUCCAUUAUUGGCCUGAGCUGCCACAAGGUGGCAGCACUGUUCAGCUCUACGCACUGGGGCGUCUCUGCUUUGUGA
Hypanus sabinus (Atlantic stingray) is the source of this 906-nucleotide messenger RNA. RefSeq names its product solute carrier family 23 member 3-like. The transcript has 6 exons. Gene Ontology annotation, biological process: transmembrane transport. NCBI's taxonomy places the organism in Eukaryota, Metazoa, Chordata, Chondrichthyes, Myliobatiformes, Dasyatidae. Bases 175 to 906 code for a protein of 243 amino acids. Gene Ontology annotation, molecular function: transmembrane transporter activity. The record is from RefSeq and is a predicted model, not a curated record. Gene Ontology annotation, cellular component: membrane.